This is a messenger RNA of Oncorhynchus keta (chum salmon), 2743 nucleotides long. It is a transcript of the gene morn2, whose product is annotated as MORN repeat containing 2. NCBI's taxonomy places the organism in Eukaryota, Metazoa, Chordata, Actinopteri, Salmoniformes, Salmonidae. The transcript is spliced from 6 exons. The record is from RefSeq and is a predicted model, not a curated record. The coding region runs from base 749 to 1264 and encodes 171 amino acids.
GAAAACAGGUUUUUAGACAUUUUUGUUAAUUUAUAAAAACAUAAAAUAACAGAAAUACCUUAUUUACAUAAGUAUUCAGACCCUUUGCUACUCGAAAUUGAGCUCAGGUGCAUCCUGUUUCCAUUGAUCAUCCUUGAGAUGUUUCUACAAAUUGAUUGGAGUCCACCUGUGGUAAAUUCAAUUGAUUGGACAUGAGUUGGAAAGUCACACACCUGUCUAUAUAAGGUGCUCCAGCUCAUACUCUGUAAAGCUGAAUUCAGGCUGGCUCGCACUGGGUCUUGGGGGCCCGAGGCGUUCCCCUUGGUGGGCAUCUGGUGCUUAUACUUGCACUUGGUUCCAAAUCUGCAGCCGGCAGAUGUCCCGAAAGUGAACGGGGGCCGCCGGUGAUAGUGCAGGAGGUCUGGGUCCAGAGUGAUGGUCCACAUGCUGUUGGCAAUAUGCUCGGUGAAGCGGUUUCCGUAGAUGGAGGUGAGGGCCAGAGACUCCUGCUGAUACCUGCAGAACUUUCCUAUGGUAAACAGUCCUAUGACUGGCUUGGGUGUGGGCCACCGUUUGUCCUCUGAGUCAGGAUCAUAGACAGGGCUCUCCACAGGCUCAUUAGGUUCCAGAACUGCACUUCCUCCUGGUAAUCCAGCUAGUCAUACUCUUCCUCUUCAUUAUACUCCUCUGCUUCAUCACUGAGAAAGAACAGUCCUAGGUCUGCAGCUCUCUCAACAGCUCCUUCACCUGCUCCUGGUUCUUAUUGGUAAUGAAGAUCUUCUGCAUAGGCAGCUUGCCCAUCAUCUCUGCCAAUGCCCCUUCCGACUCUGCUAAUCCGGGCCUGCACCACCGCCACCCCCUCCCAUUCCUCUGCCUGAGGUGGGCCUAUGAGGAAGGGAAUUUGCAAGUAUCCUACAUUUUCCCAAAUGGUGACAGAUAUGGAGAGUGCUGCGGGUCCACAGAGGGAGUCGUGGUGAGGCGUGGUAUGGGCAAACACACCUCAGCCAGUGGUGUCACCUACACUGGAGAGUGGCAUGAUGACAAGAUGAAUGGCAGAGGGACUCUGGAGCAUCCCUCUGGGGCCCUGUAUGAAGGGGACUUCAAAGACAACAUGUAUCAUGGCACAGGGACAUACAGCUUCUCUGACGGGACCAAAUACUGCGGCAGCUUCAGCAAGAACAAGUUGGAGGGUGACGGGGAGUUCAUCGACUCUCAGGGACUUGUUUGGAUUGGAGGCUUCCACAACAAGGCAGCUCCUGGAUUAAAACUUAAACUCAGCAUGUAACCCAUGACAUAAUGUGAGAUAACAUAACUCUAAUUCCUCUUACAUUUAUGAACAUUUAUUGAAUAUAUAUAUAUAUUCAAAAGAACAAAAUUAGACUCCAGUAAGAAAUUUUAAAGGCACCAAAUGAAAUGAAACACACAAUGUCCAUGUUCUUCCCAUAACACUCCUGCAGUGACACCUGGUCUCUUUUACUUGUAGGAAAGACUUUAGUAGUCAGCGUAUGACAGUGUGGUGCACACACCUCAUGCCACCGUGCAAUGAAUGAUUCAUUGCUUUGAGUCACACAGCGAAGAGUCCUCUUUGGAGGUGCUGAAACAACAGUCUGUGUGUGUGUGGCUGUGUAAGCCUCAGUUAACCAACAGUGUUAAGCUAAAACUUUUUCUACUACAGUUUAUUUGGAAUCUUUUAACUCUUCAUAAACAGCGUACAAAUCUAGAUAUCGGUGGAGGAAUCCAUCAAUGUUCUGUUUCUUGAACGCCAACAAGAAUGUCUCUUUACUCCCACUGAUGUCACUAUAAUGUGUGUGUGGUAUAAUUUAGUUCUAUAUAUAGUUCUUUUGCUUAAUGUGUGCAUCUGGUGUUAACUUUGUUCAACAAAUUCAGUUAUAUGAUGAAUUCCUCAAUAAGAUGUGUGGUGGUUAUGUCCAUAAGUGUCUUCAGUAAAUCAUCAAACAUCUGCCGAGAGCAUAGAACUGUGUUUCCUUUUCUUUCGUAGUUGUGUAUUUUGAGUAAUGUCUUUUACAUUUUACUUUUUUUUUUUACCCUCUGACUAAACAAGCAGAGGUCAGAGCAUCGCCUGGCCUUGUCCAUUUGUUGUUCACAGAUGUUGGUCCUUCCCCCUCCAACCCAAAGCUAGCCUGGAGUGCUGGGGGUGGUUUUGUAUGGUUGGAAGUAGCAUGGCGCAUGUACUGCAUCACCCAACCAGCGUAUCAGAUCGGUGGAGAAUAUUCCCAUAUGCUUAUUAGGGUAGUACAGCACUCCACAAACACACAAAGAAUCAGAACAUUGUUCACAGGAAGGCCUUGAUUUGUGGGAAUAGUAUGCUCUUCAUUGAAACACACAUCCUUUUGUUGAGCAUCUGAACUAGCUUUUCAUCCCCAGUGGACCUGUGCUGCAGCCUUCCAAGCACAAGGCCAGAACUUGUGACACUGGUAAUAAGGCUAUGCUACAUAAGGAGAGGCAACACACACAACUUCCUGUUUUCUUGGAAGACCGCAAGCUGUGGAAGAAGUGAUCAGUUCUGAGAUUUGAGAAACUGUGCCCGCUGGCAUCAUAAGGCACGUAGUCCUCUCCUGCAGUCAAUGACCAAAAGUGCCGUUAUUAAUAUUUUUUGUAAUUACAUAAUUAUUAUUAUUUAUUUUUUUACUGACGGAAAUCCUGUGUUUCUAUGUCAAACAGUUGUUAUAUUUCAGUCUUCUCUGAUGUAAAUAAAGUUUUCAUAUUGGGAUGCAAACUCCCAAUUGAAUGCAUUUCAACUCUA